This is a messenger RNA of Solanum verrucosum, 576 nucleotides long. RefSeq names its product NEDD8-conjugating enzyme Ubc12-like. NCBI's taxonomy places the organism in Eukaryota, Viridiplantae, Streptophyta, Magnoliopsida, Solanales, Solanaceae. The transcript has a single exon. The coding region runs from base 1 to 552 and encodes 183 amino acids. The record is from RefSeq and is a predicted model, not a curated record.
AUGAUUAAUUUGUUCAAAGUAAAAGAAAAACAAAAAGAAGCAGCUGAAAAUGCAGGAUCAAAAACACCAAUUAAAGAACAAUCAGCCUCAAAAUUACGUGUUCAUAGAGAUAUUAGUGAAUUAACUUUACCACCAAUUUGUAAAAUUGAAUUUCCAAAUGGAAAAGAUGAUCUUAUGAAUUUUGAAGUUACAAUUAAACCUGAUGAAGGUUAUUAUCAUGAUGGUAUAUUUCCAUUUACAUUUCAAAUUCCAUUUCUUUAUCCACAUGAUGCACCAAAAGUUAAGUGUAAAGUCAAAGUUUAUCAUCCAAAUAUUGAUUUAGAAGGUAAUGUUUGUCUUAAUAUUCUUAGAGAAGAUUGGAAACCUAUUUUGAAUAUUAAUGCUGUGAUUUAUGGUUUAGUUCAUUUGUUUACUGAACCUAAUUAUGAAGAUCCACUUAAUCAUGAAGCAGCUGAUGAAUUAAGAGAUAAUCCAAAGAUGUUUGAUUCGAACGUUAGGAGGACUAUGUGGGGAGGACAUAUGAAUGAUGUGUAUUUUGAUCACGUUUUAUAACUUGAAAUAGAGAAUUUGAAGUUU